Molecule: messenger RNA, 1665 nt
Organism: Seminavis robusta
Lineage: Eukaryota; Bacillariophyta; Bacillariophyceae; Naviculales; Naviculaceae
Source: the annotation of a GenBank genome assembly
AUGAUUGCUAAUGGAAUGGUGGCCAAUGGUCUCAGAUUAUGGCUCUUGUUUGUGCUCCUGCCUUGCCAAGAUGUCUCUGCCAAACAGAACAAGGAAUCCAAGAAGUUUCCGUUUGUGCGACCUGAAGUGAUUCAUGGCGGCUAUAUUCCGCCACUGACAAACACUGUCAGCACCGGAUUGCAAAGACCAUUAUCACCAAGGAUACCGGUAUCCAAAGCAGCAACGAUUCCAACGGUUUCUUCUAGCACCAAGAGUGCCUUAUUCGCCAUUGGUGGUGCUAGCAGCUCAACUAGUCGAAGAAAUGAAAAUGAACACCCUAAGCGAAGAAUUCCAUUGACCGUGGCUGUCUCCUAUGUCUACUUGGCGACUGUCUUUACCAUGACGCUCAUCCCUGUUGUCCUCAUGCCGGUCGUGUCAUCGACAUCAUGCAAGGCUGCUGCUGCAGCAGGGGCUACUCCCGCUCAGAUCGCCUCGUCUGCCUCCUCCAUGGUGACAGCCAUUGCCUCUGUUGCUUCCUUGGGUGGGGCCGUCGGUCGGUUUGUCAAUGGAUUUGCUGUUCAAAUAUAUGGAGGCAAGUUCUCGUCAUCAUCUUAUUUGAUGGUCAUGGCCGGUUUUGUCACCUUGUUUGGGACGUUACCGCCACAAUCCACCAAUACGUACACCUACGCUGCAGUCCUGGCGGGGAUGGAGUUUUGUUACAGCAUUCAGUGGGCAGCUUGCCUCUACAUUUUAUCCAAUCACUAUCUUUCCGACUCAAGCAGCGAAAGCAAAACUAGGUUUGCCAAAAGUGUCACGUCCAUUUCACUUGGUAGUACCGUUGGAAUCCUCUCCUCCAAGGCUCUGGGACCAGCACUGCUGCAUCUGGUUUCUCCACGCAUUCUUGCUUUUAUCGGUGCCUUGGUGGCCUUGUCAGGUUCCUUGGUUAUGGGUCAAUUGGUACAAGAGUACCCUGACAACUAUCACAACAACAAAAGCAACAAGGAACCAUUCCACUGGUCACAAAUUCUGGAUUCCGUAAAGGCCAUUGGAGGCACCAAGCUCUUUUGGUUGGCCAGUGUGGGGCACGGCAUUGUCUAUCUUGCACGGCAGGCAGAUCGAGUGCUUGGUUCCUUCUUUGAGGUUGUCUCGGGCUUGCCUACAUCGCUAUGUGCCGGGUUGACAGCUUCAGUGACAUUGGGAUUUGUGCUAGGGUUGGUCACGGCCACUCGCAAGUGGCCCAGUUUAGAAACACCACAACAACAGAAUCGGUUCUUUAUGCAACGGUACGCCAUGGGUGUUCUGGCGUGUCUGGGGUUGGCGGUCGCGUCGAUUCCUUCUGCCAUGACCAUGCUGUCACCACAACUCAAAGCAGCCGUGGUAGUCCUGGCGUCAGGGUUGAUGGCUAUGGCAGUAAGUUACCAAUUCUACCAAUUCCCUCCAUUGAUUGCCAAUCUCUAUGGACGCAAUAAGGCUGUCGUGACGAGUUGGCUCAAUGGCAUGGGAUUCUUGAUUGCAGCACCGGUGUGGGCCAUUACAUCUCGGGUUGUCCGAGCAGCUCCGGGUGGUGUUGGAUGGGCUAUGGCAUGGACCAACAUUGCCGUGCUCUUUGGUAUAUCCGGAUUGUUGAUGACCAAAAUGGUUCUGCCGUCGGUUUUGGCGGGGACAGAAAAGCAAAAAGACACGUAG